ACGUAAGCAACCGUCCUUCCAAUUCGCGGGUUUUUGUGGAAAUUAAUAGAUAUUAAAUUAAAUAUUAAUGCAACCCACAUAUUAUUUAUUAUUAAGUUGUUACUAUUAAAAAAAAAAAAUUGUUUUGUUACCCAACUAUUCCAUUUGUUUAGUAAACUAAAACAACAAUACAUUUCAUAAAAACAAAACCAAUUAUUUUUAUUAUAUUUUAAGUUUUUUUUGUCUGAAUGUACUGUUUUAUAACAGAUUUGUGUGAGAGAACAUGACACAAAGUGAAGCGAAUCCCGUCAAAUUAGUUGUUAAUUCUUUAAUAAUAACGUAAUGAAUUUAGCUUAUUUAUAUUCAAUGACUUUGAGAUAGUAUAUAACUACUUAAUUGGAGUAGCUCUAACAAUUUAAAACAAUACUAAAGUUUGUACUUCGCUAAAAGAUUGAAGACCCUUAAAGCAUAAUAUGAGAAAUUUAAUUGAAGCAUAAGUUAGAUAUAUCAUUUUAUUUAAAUGGUAUCAAUAAAAAUAUGGAAGAUACAAAUAAAGAGUCUUGUUCAAAUAACAAUGAAUCAUCCAAGUUGUCCACUGAUUCAGCAAAUAAUUUUCAACCCCCCACAUUGCUAAAAAUUCAGGAAAGUAAUAGCAACAAAAAAGAAACUGUUUUAUUGGUCACAAAUAAGAAUAUUAUUAGCAAAUGUUGUAUACCAGGUUGCAUAAGUGGUACUGCUCGUGAAAGACAAAAUAUGAUAAACUUUAAAGUUCCAAAAGCUUCUAUGUUUUGUCCUUCAAAGAAAGUUUUAGGUACUUGGAAUGCAGCAUUUGGCUUACAAUUGACAGAGAAUAGUGUUGUAUGUGAGAGACACUUUAGGAAAGAAGAUGUUGUUUAUCGAAAAGUUUUUGUUCCGAAUAGUGGUAUUACUGAAGUUGCAACAUUGGUCAGUGGCGCUAUUCCGUUUGUAGUAGAAACACAUGCAAGUGUAAAACGACCAAAUUCUACUAUUAACAAGGAUGAGUUAUCUAAAAAGCAUAAAAUUCAAUUAACAGGUCAGCCAAAACCGAUUAAAUGUAUUGAUAUAACUGAUGAAGAAGAAAAAGAAACUACUGAAGUAGUCAACACAACUAUUAUUAUACAACAAACAUCGACUGCUACAGAAUGUAUUAACAAACAUAAAUCAAUCUCUUUAAAUAAUGCAGUGACAAACAAUUUUGAGUCUAUUGAACAGCCAAACAUAUCGGUAUCUUUGUCAAAUAGCCAAUCUUCAAAAAAUGUUAUUCUAAAUUGUUCCAAUGUCACACCUGUCCUAUUACCUACAAUUAGUAAAAGUAUAUCUCAACCUUCACAAACGCCUCAAAUAAAUAACCCUACUACUCAAAUUAGUGGACCAUCAACAUUAUUAGAUAAAGAUUCGAUUUCAAAACAUGAUUUGCCAUAUAAAAAAUGUUUAUUAAAUAGUGAAAUUAUUGAUAGUAAUGAUUCUUCAAUUUUUAAAGAUAUCAGUUCUCUUCAUCGAAUUUGUAAAAAAUUAGAACUACCUAAUAUUCUUUGGGCUGGACAAUAUAUUCCGACACAAGACACAACUAUGUUUUUACAAUAUGAUGAAAAUAAUACUGUAGUAAAAACAAUCAGGUUUAAGAAUAGCCUUGUACCACUAAUAGUUAUAAAUAAAAAAGUAUAUGAUUACAAAAAAUCAAUUCAAAAUAAAAUCGAAUUGGAAAGUCUUUUAGAACAAAUAGAUAAUAUUGAGAUAUGUCUGGGUAAUUUUGGAGUAGUCAGUAAGAAUUGUAAAGGUUAUUUUGAAGAUGACUUAAAUAAUCAUACAACUAUGAUGUGUUUCAACUGUCAAAAAGUUUCCAAAGACUCAAAUUAUUUAAAAAUAAAAGCAGGAAUUAAUGAAAAAGCAAGGGAAAUUAAGCAGCUUGAAGAACGGGUUUCAUUAAUGGAGGAAAGAGUGUUAAGAGCUAAACAAAGUUUAUUAAAAAAAAGGUCAAAACAAAAUCUUAAAAAUAUAUUAUUAGCUAUUAGUCCAUUUGGAUUUUUAAAUGCAAUCGGACCUUCUGAAUUAUAAAAAUAGUUUUUUGAAACUGAACUAAGAAUACAACAAAAUUUGUUACAAAAGAUGCCAAAUGAAAAAUCUUAAAAAUCAAUGAUUACCUACAAGUUUAUUAAGUUUCAACUGUAAAUUUAAUGUCGGUUACUGGGCUAAAUGGCCAUGUUUAAAUUUUAUAUUGUAAUGUUAUAAAUUAUGAAAACUCAUUUGAUUUUUGUGUAUUUUUUAUAAUUAUUUAAAAAAUUAAAAUGUAAUAAAUUAUGCUGA
Messenger RNA from Adelges cooleyi (spruce gall adelgid), 2304 nucleotides. RefSeq lists its product as uncharacterized. Lineage: Eukaryota; Metazoa; Arthropoda; Insecta; Hemiptera; Adelgidae. The coding region runs from base 517 to 2055 and encodes 512 amino acids. The transcript is spliced from 7 exons. The record is from RefSeq and is a predicted model, not a curated record.